Molecule: messenger RNA, 3030 nt
Organism: Penaeus vannamei (Pacific white shrimp)
Lineage: Eukaryota; Metazoa; Arthropoda; Malacostraca; Decapoda; Penaeidae
Product: protein unzipped
Source: RefSeq, a predicted model, not a curated record
GGGCGUCGUGUCGAGCGGAGGUGCAGCGGCGCUUCGCUCUCUCUUCGUCACUGGGCAUUUCACUCGCGCUCUCCACGGAAAUUGUUCGCUUCGGAGGCUCUCUGUUGUCUUUGCAAUACAUACCAGUACGGAUUACCUUCGCCCUAUGGUAUGGAUGUGGAAAAUAUCAAGUGAUAACGAGUGAGGAUUAAUCUACUUCGGAUAUCUCCUUGCAAUAUAUCCGCCCCGCAACACAGGAAUCGGGAAUUACCUUCGCAGGAAAGCUUUUCGGAACCACCGCGUGACACACAAGUUUCAAAGCUCCGGAUCUAGACAGGAGCCACGAUGGGAAUGAAUAAAGCAGUUGGCUUCCUCUUCAGGCUGAUGCUGGCGGCGGCGGCGUGCGUGUGCUGCGCGAGAGGCAACAUGGACAUGUCCAAGAUCCGACGCGAGGGCGGCGCGACCAUCACCUCCUCGACGCUGGCCUGGGUGCACGUGAGCGAGGGCCUGCACACGGCACACGCAGUGCUGGUUGCAGAGGAUGAUCCCGCCACAGUGUGGUGUCGUGCCGAGAAGCACGGCACGUUUGUGGCCGGAGCCAUGCACGGCGGCGUGUGCUCCGUGCCCUUCCUCGGGAAAGUGCUGCGCGUGGAGGGCGACUUCGAGGUGCUGGUGUCCGUGAACGGCUCGGCGAAGGUGCGCUACGUGCAGUGGGACCGCUACAUGGCGCCGCCGCACAACGCCGUGGCGGCGCACGCCAAGCGCUUCCUGGCGGUGCGCGAGGGCCAGAGCAGCUUCCCGCAGGCAGGGUUCCUGGCGCCGCAGGAGCGUCGCGCCCAUCUGGUCGCUGGCGCCGACGUCGUCCGCGUGGACAACGCCAUGGUGCUCGUGGAGGACGAGCCCGUGUCCUACGACCUGCGCGGCAUCACGCUGGACGGCUACAUCAACGUCUCGAACGUGGACACGGUGCUGGCGCAGGCUCUGCUGCUCAACCCCGGCCCCUCCCGGCAGCGCGUGGUGGAGGAGCGCGAGGUGGUGGUGAAGCAGCUGUCGUACUGGGGCAGCGUCAAGGGCACGUACGUCGGCCUGCCCUCGCACGUGGUGUCGCCGCCGCCCGAGACCGAGGAGCACGACCUGGUGUGGGGCAUCCAGAACGAGUUCGACCGGAUGCAGCGCCAGAUCCUGGAGUACGACCUCCCCCCCGGCACGGGCGUGCGGGUGCACCUCAUCGGGACCGUGCGCACGACGGAGGCGCCCUACAACGGCAAGCUGACCACCACGUACCAGGACGGGAGCCAGGUCUCGCGCGUCAUCGAGGGCCUCCACAUGGACCAGCGCCUGGUGCUGCUCAGCGCCAACUACUCCUCCCCGUACUACAUUCACAACAACACCGUGCUCGACAUCCCCGCGCAGAGCACGAAGCUCUACAGCUCCACCACCACCACCACCACGACCACCACCACCACCACCACCACCCCCGAGCCCCCCAAGAUGUCCAUGGUGGGGCCCGAGAAGCCGAAGAGCGACUCCCUGAGCACCACGUCCCAGCGCGACGUGCCCCUGGAGGCCGACAGCGGCGCGGCUCCGCUCGCCGUGUGGCCGGCGCUGGCCGCCCUCCUCGCCCUGGCCGCCGCCCGCGCCUGAGGCCUUCCGGGAGCGCGGGCCCGAGGACUCUCUGUGACAAUGUGAUCUUGUGAUUUAUUGCUACAAGUGUUUCGUUGAUCAUAUAUACUCUACUGGUUUAGUACUGAUAUGGCUGUAUGUAAUGUACAUCCUGGAAUAACUUGAUGUCUGAAUUAUUAAUCUCAUAGCGACUUAUAAGCAAUGUGUGCGUUUGUAUGUGAACGUGAGUGAAUGCGUGCGUGUGAGUGAAAUGCAAUGAAACGUCUGCCGUAAGUCUCCUCACGUCGUGCGUGGCAGGCGGCACAGACGAACUGCACAAAGUGCUCCCCGCAGUCCCGCGAGAGACGCCCCCUCCCCCCCCAAGGGCGGGCAGCGGCAAGCGCAUUCCGACGGCGGCGUCGCUCCAGCCGCAUCGCACCUGAUAUCAAGGAAACGCACAGGCCUCCCCUUGGCACCGCGGCCCGAAGAGGUCAGCAGGGAGUGCCUCCGCCGCCGUGACGACCAGGCGCGAGCGGCGACGGGCGUCCCAGGGCCACGGGCGUCCCAGGGCCACGGGCGGCGCAGCACGACACCACAGCCUCUCCGCCAGGCUAUAAAUGAACGAGCGAUUACCGGACGAUCGAGCCUGUGCGACUGUUUUAUUUAACGCGGUGUAGAUGUGGAGAUGCAUGUGCCGGUGUUCGUGGAAAGGGUGUAAACAGGUCUGUCGUUAAGGAUGUGUAUAGUACAGAUGAGCGUCAGAUAAGAGUGUAAUGACGUCAGAUAAGUGUAAUGGCGUCUGAUAAAUUUACGAUAUAGACUAGAAGAUACUGGAAAGGUUAUAUAAUAUGAAAUACGUUUAAGAUGUGUUCUAUAUAAGCAAGAGUGUGGGAGAAGUGUGACUGGAUGUAAAUACUGUGUGUGUACAGCUCUUACUGUAUAUUAUUAUCGACAUUAACCCUAGGUAGUGGCUCUCUUGCGUGUUUGUACUCCCGUAACAAUGUUCAUUAUGAGUUGCCGGUGACGUUAAUUUAUUUCCCCGAAGUCCGCGUCGGCGAAGGGCGAGGCGCCCCCCCGACGUCCGGGUCGCUGUCCGGAGGCGCGACGCAACCUCGCGCUCUCGGGGGCCGCCGUCUCGCGCGCACGCACGCACGCAACACCAUCCUCCUUCCCAGACAUUCCCUCGCCACAGCUUGCAGACGACAUACCCGCAGCGACAGCAAUAUCCGCUUCUGCCUCGCGUCGCCCACCGGCCACGUGGAGGCGCCCUCGCGCGCGGCGGCCACACGGUGCGGCCAGGUCACUCUGUUGCCUCAAUGUUGUACGUUUGACGUAGUGUGUAGUGUGUGGACAUCGCGAGCAGUCUCCGACCGCGACUCUCCAGUUCGGAAGGGACACAACCACGCUGAACAACUUUGUACCUGUCCAUGGAAUAAACGUGAGACAAGG